CGAUUAGACCAUUUAGUACAAUUUGAAUAAGGGUUGAAAAAGACCCUAUAAAAUGUAUUGAUGGGUAUUUCUAAAACCUGAAGUUAAAUUAUUUUGCGCAAGUUUUAUAGGCCUUAUCGUAUCUAUCAAGGAUCCGUAUCAUUAAAAUGAAGACCCUAUUCAGCUUACUGGCGCUAGCCGUGAUCGCCCAGAGCGCUGUUUUGGUGGACAAGAGCGCGACGGCACGAAACAACAUUAACAUCGGCGCUGUUUACCCCGGCGACCGGCUGUUGUCCAGAUCGUAUGUCUAUAAGCCCGCAAUAGCCAACACCAUACAGUACGAAGACUUCAUCUACCGUGGCAACGCCUCUACCAGGAUAUCAGCCAUCCUAGCCACAGAACAGGGCUACUACACGCAGCGCCCUAGCAUCUGGAUCAGGAGCGGUGGUCUGGGCUAUCCCAAUGUGACCUUAAGUGUCCAGUCCUUGAGGGGCUAUGGUUAUUAUUAUUUGAUCGAUAUUUGGGGUCGAUAAAUCUGUACCUGUUUGAUUUAAGUGCAAGUUUAUAAUCAGGAAUUAACCAUUUUUUUAAUGUAGCUAAAAGUUUCUGAUUUACAUUGGUUUCCGUUUAUUAAAGUAUUUAUCUACCUACGAUACGCCCAGUUAAUGUUGAAGGUACAAGUACAAACAGACAACAUUUAAAAUUGAAGUCGAUUAAUUCCAUUUUGAUAAUUUGAUAAAUUAUUUGUGAAACUAAGUAUCUCGACUAUGAAAUAUAUGUGAAAAAUGUAAAUAAAUGGAAUUUAUAUAUAUAAAUAUCUAAGUUAAGAA
Molecule: messenger RNA, 809 nt
Organism: Cydia pomonella (codling moth)
Lineage: Eukaryota; Metazoa; Arthropoda; Insecta; Lepidoptera; Tortricidae
Exons: 3
Coding region: 147-512 (121 amino acids)
Source: RefSeq, a predicted model, not a curated record